Fusarium pseudograminearum CS3096 is the source of this 1479-nucleotide messenger RNA. RefSeq lists its product as uncharacterized. The transcript is spliced from 3 exons. Gene Ontology annotation, biological process: calcium ion transmembrane transport; intracellular calcium ion homeostasis. The coding region runs from base 1 to 1479 and encodes 492 amino acids. The record is from RefSeq and is a predicted model, not a curated record. Gene Ontology annotation, molecular function: calcium:proton antiporter activity. Lineage: Eukaryota; Fungi; Ascomycota; Sordariomycetes; Hypocreales; Nectriaceae. Gene Ontology annotation, cellular component: fungal-type vacuole membrane.
AUGGCGAGCAACAUCCUCCCAGGAAAUGGGCACGGACAUGGCCAUGGACACAACAGCUCUGGUCAUAGAGACGAAUCGACCCCGCUUCUGCCACAGAUCUCUAGUCACAUUGCACAUGAAGGCGAAAGUGGCAGAAGCGGCUUCCACCCGCGUCACUUCCUCGCUGUGCUCUGGAGAAGCUCAUGUACCGCGUCCAUGUGGGUGAACGUCUUGUGGCCUAUUGUUCCCGUCGCCAUCAUCCUCCAGUUCUUCCCUGGCAUGCAUCUCUGGAAGUUCGCUACCGCCUACGUCGCUGUCAUCCCGACGGCCAAUUUGCUCGGCUUUGCUGGACAGGAAUUUGCGCGAAAGAUGCCCAAGGUAGCUGGCAUUCUUAUCGAGACGACCUUUGGAUCCAUCAUUGAAAUCAUUCUUUUCAUCGUUCUCCUCGCAAAGCACGAGAACCAGGGCCCCAACGACAAUGGAGACGAAGGAAAUCUCAUUCCCAUCAUUCAAGCCGCUAUUCUUGGUAGCAUCUUGACCAAUCUACUCCUCUGUCUUGGCCUCUGCUUCUUUGUUGGAGGUCUCAAGCAAGCUAGCCAGAAAUUCCAUGCCAUUGUAUCUGAGGUCGGCACCGGACUCUUGCUUGUCGCCGCCUUUGGUCUUCUCAUUCCCAGCGCGUUCUACUCUGCCCUCAAAGCCGAGGUCGUACCUGACUUUCCAGGUUUCAGAGUGCUACACGAACGGUUCACAGAGGACAAGUUACAAGAAGACGUUGUGCGAAUCAGCCAAUCGACCUCUGUUGCGCUGAUCGUUGCAUUCUUUAUGUACAUCUGGUACCAGGCCAGCAGCCAGCACAGCAUCUUUGACGAAGUCAUUGAGAUGGAUGAGCAUCGAGACGCCGAUCGUGAAGCGGAUAUGGAAAAGCCAAAGUUCACCAUGACGGAGACCAUUGUCGCUCUUCUUAUCGCUUUGGUGUUUGUAACUGCUCUUCUUAUCUUCCUUGUUGAUAAAAUCGAGCAUGUUGUUGAAGCUGGCGUACCCGAUCAGUUCCUGGGUCUUAUUCUUCUGCCCUUUGUCGAGAAGGCGGCUGAGCAUUUGACCGCGAUCGAUGAAGCCUACGAUGGCGUCAUUAAUGUUGCCCUGUAUCACUGCUUGGGACCAUCUAUCCAGACUGCCCUCUUCAAUGGCCCACUCGUCGUUCUCGUUGGCUGGGCUAUCGGAAAGCCAAUGGAUCUCAACUUUGAGAUUUUCAUGAUUGUUUUGCUUGUGCUGUCUAUUCUGGUCGUCGGCAACUUUCUUCGCGAUGGCGAGUCCAACUGGCUGGAAGGAGCUCUUCUCGUGGUCAUCUACGCCAUUAUUGCUAUCGCAUGUUGGUACUAUCCCAACCCUGAUGUGGCUACUUCCAAUGGGCUGGAAGGCUCUGAGAUGGUCAACGUGACAAUGAGUGUCGAUACACUUCGCCAGUUGCAGCAGCUCCUCAACGCACAUCUACCACUGUAG